Vigna angularis (adzuki bean) is the source of this 1164-nucleotide messenger RNA. Its product is annotated as transcription factor MYB13. Lineage: Eukaryota; Viridiplantae; Streptophyta; Magnoliopsida; Fabales; Fabaceae. The coding region runs from base 56 to 937 and encodes 293 amino acids. The transcript has 3 exons. The record is from RefSeq and is a predicted model, not a curated record.
AAAAGAGAGUUCGCACUUGAAGCUUUGAGCAAUCGUUUGAGUUUUGAAGCAAAGAAUGGGGAGAGCUCCAUGCUGCGAGAAAAUGGGGUUGAAGAGAGGGCCAUGGACUCAUGAAGAAGAUCAAAUUCUCAUCAAUUACAUCAACAUUUAUGGCCAUUCUAAUUGGCGUGCUCUGCCCAAACUAGCUGGGCUGUUAAGGUGUGGAAAGAGCUGUAGACUUCGGUGGAUAAAUUAUCUGAGACCAGACAUCAAACGAGGCAACUUCACCCCAGAAGAAGAGGAUGCUAUAAUCAGUUUGCAUGAAAUGUUGGGAAACAGAUGGUCGGCUAUAGCUGCGAGAUUACCUGGUAGAACAGACAACGAGAUAAAAAACGUGUGGCACACCCACUUGAAGAAGAGGUUGCCACAAAAUUACCGACAAAGCCAAGAGCAACAACGAAGCAAAAAACAACCAAAGUUGGAUGGGGACGCUUCCAAAAUCAAUUACCAAGGCGUCAAACUAGACCAACAACAAGACCCCGUGAAUAACGUUCACGUUCAUGCAUCAACCAAAGAAGAUAAUAGCACAGAGGAAAUGCCACUUUCUCCUCCCCAAUGUUCUAGCGAUAUGUCUUCGCUCACCAAUAGUGACAACAAUAGCAGCAUUAAUAAUAGUAAUAAUAAUUGUGACAUGUCCUCGCAUGUUAAUGAUAUUGACACACCGGAGAACAAUCUUGCACUGGACGAGGAUUUCUGGUCGGAAGUAUUGUUAUCUGACGAUAGUUCCGGUGAGACAAGUGGAUUUCCGAGCAUUGAUUAUGGUCGAUUUGAACCAAUGUCUAGCGAAGAAGUAGGGGUGCUUAUAGAUGGUAGUUCGUCAAGUAUGAGCGAUGGCAUGGACUUUUGGUGCAACGUUUACGCCAGAGCUGAGGAAUUCAACCAGUUACUUGAAUUAUGAUGUUAGCUACAAACUACCAAAUCCUUUCAAUCGAUGGAAAGCAUACAUUUGUUUUGUUCUGUUGUUUGGACUUGAAUUAAUUGAUGUCUGUCCUAGUUAAUUCGUAGGUUACAAGAAAGAAAUCAGUAAUAAACUGUGUAUACAUUGAUGUUGUUAAGGCGCCUUAAUAAGCUUUUAACAUUUGUAGUAAAUAACAUUUUUGUAUCAUCCUUACAGAGGUUUAGAUA